Humulus lupulus (European hop) is the source of this 1925-nucleotide messenger RNA. RefSeq names its product heat stress transcription factor A-6b-like. The record is from RefSeq and is a predicted model, not a curated record. Gene Ontology annotation, cellular component: nucleus. Lineage: Eukaryota; Viridiplantae; Streptophyta; Magnoliopsida; Rosales; Cannabaceae. Bases 278 to 1549 code for a protein of 423 amino acids. Gene Ontology annotation, biological process: regulation of transcription by RNA polymerase II. Gene Ontology annotation, molecular function: DNA-binding transcription factor activity; RNA polymerase II cis-regulatory region sequence-specific DNA binding. The transcript is spliced from 2 exons.
AAGAAUGGAGGAGUGAGAAAAUAUCUUAACCUCUCCAAGUCUUUAUAUUGGUUCUUUCUAGCCAAUCUAUAGUAGUACAGUACCUCUUUCAACUUCCAAUUCUCCUUCCUUCUCCAACCCUUCACAUAUAUAUAUAUAUAUACACAUAAAUAUCAUAAAGAGCCCAAUGAAAUGAAUAGUAAUUGUUGACAAAAGUUAUAGAGUUUGGAAAUUCUUCUGCAUUUUUUUCUUCAGGUGUUCAUAUUAUUUGUAUAUACCCAGUUGCCUAUAUAUAUAAAUGCAUAGUAGUAGUGAUCAAGGGAUUAGGCAGGUGAAGGACGAGUUGGCGGCGGCGGAUCCGGUGGCUCCUCAGCCAAUAGAGGGACUUCAUGACGUGGGUCCACCGCCUUUUCUGACGAAGACCUAUGAAAUCGUAGAAGACCCGGCAACCAACGACGUCGUUUCGUGGAGUGGAGCCAACAACAGCUUCGUCGUUUGGGACCCCCAGAACUUCGCCAUCACUCUUCUCCCCAAAUAUUUCAAGCACAACAAUUUCUCUAGCUUCGUCAGGCAGCUCAAUACUUAUGGAUUUAAAAAAGUUGAUCCAGAUAGAUGGGAGUUUGCGAAUGAAGGGUUUCUCAGAGGACAAAAGCAUCUUCUAAGGAACAUUAGAAGAAGGAAAGGAGCUCAACCACCACCUCAGUAUUCACAUCAAGCAGCUUCUUCUUUGGACCCUUGUGUUGAACUGGGAAGAUUUGGUUUGGAUGGUGAAAUGGAUCGAUUAAAGCGUGACAAACAGGUCCUCAUGGUGGAACUUGUCAAACUUAGACAACAACAACAGAAUACUAAGACUUAUCUUCAAACAAUGGAAGAUAGGCUGAAGAGGACUGAGCUUAAACAACAACAAAUGAUAUAUUUCUUGGCCAAAGCAAUGAAGAAUCCUGGUUUUGUACGACAGCUAAUGGAGCAGAAGGAUAAGAGGAAAGAGCUUGAGGAGGCGAUUCGCAGUAAGAGAAGGCGGCAAGCUAUAGAACAAGGCAAUGUUAACAGUGUACUUGAACAAGUGGAGGUUGUUGUUGAUGAUGGUGAUGAUGAGGAUGAUGUUGAUGUUGUUCAUAUUGUUGAUGAUCAUGAUCAUAUAGCCCAAAGUGGAGGAGGGUCAUCAUCAUCAUCCGCUGGGAAUUUUGUGAAAAUGGAACCGCAUGAAGAUCACCACUAUAGCAAUACUAAUAUGUCAGCUGAGUCGUUUGAUGUAGUUGAGGAGUUGGCUGAUGAGCUUGCUAUUGACAUGACUGCUGGGGUAAGUUGUCAAAACAUGAUAAACAAUACAGAAGAGGAGGUAGUACUACAUGUAAAUAAUGAUCAGAUUGGUGAGUUACAAGGAAGCAAUAGUAGUAGUACUACUGUUCAUAAAGACCUUAUUGAUGCCGGUUUUUGGAUAAAUUUAUUGAAUGAGAACAUGGAGGAAGGGGUUGUUAUGGGUGUUGAUGGUGCAGUAGAAGAAGAUGAGGAAGAUGUAGAUGUAAUGGUUGAGCAGCUUGGUAAUUACUUAGCCUCUAGUCCCAAGUAAUUAAGACUCAGAAAUAAAUAUUAAUCGAUCAGAUAGAUCUGCUUCAUCAUUUCAUAUAUAACAAUAAUUAUAUAUUUAUGGAGAUUUAUAUAUAUAUAUUAUAUAUAUUUCCGAUAUUAUUCUCUUGACGACUGAUAUGUUUAUUCUCUUUGAUGUAGCUAGCUAGGUAGCUAGAGAUAGGAGGUCACCGCUUUGGUUUCUUGAACAGUACUUUCUUUCUGGUUUAUCAAUGAGCUAAUAUGCAAAUUGCAUUAAAGUUACACCAAUGACACAUGGGAAUUAAGCACCACAAACUUUAGUCAUGUCCAUGGAGACUGGGGUUAGAUUUCAUUUCCCUUGUGUAGUUAUCAUUGAUAUUUAAUCUCCUUUGACUCAA